Messenger RNA from Apiotrichum porosum, 2187 nucleotides. It is a transcript of the gene ZPR1, whose product is annotated as nucleolar zinc-finger protein. Gene Ontology annotation, biological process: translation. Gene Ontology annotation, molecular function: structural constituent of ribosome; rRNA binding; zinc ion binding. The transcript is spliced from 4 exons. NCBI's taxonomy places the organism in Eukaryota, Fungi, Basidiomycota, Tremellomycetes, Trichosporonales, Trichosporonaceae. Gene Ontology annotation, cellular component: nucleus; ribosome; cytoplasm. Bases 1 to 2187 code for a protein of 728 amino acids. The record is from RefSeq and is a predicted model, not a curated record.
AUGAAGGACAUCUCCUCGGUCGAGACCCUCGUUAUCCCCGCCGACGUUACCGUCGCCAUCAAGGCCCGCAAGGUCACCGUCACCGGUCCCCGCGGUACCCUCCAGAAGAACGUUGGCCACGUUCAGAUGGACAUCCAGAUCGUCAAGACCGCCAAGGACAACAAGAUCGUCUUCACCAUCUGGCACGGUGGCCGCAAGCACGUUGCUUGCCUCCGCACCAUCAAGUCGGCUGUCGAGAACAUGAUCACCGGUGUCACCCGCGGCUUCCUCUACAAGAUGAAGCUCGUCUACGCGCAUUUCCCCAUCAACGCCAUCCCCUCGGACAACGGCGAGUCGCUCCAGAUCCGCAACUUCCUUGGCGAGAAGAUCGUCCGCGAGUGCCCCAUGCUUGAGGGCACCAAGGUCUCGCUCUCCGAGAUCAAGGACGAGCUCAUCCUCCAGGGCAACGACAUUGAGAAGGUCUCGCAGUCGGCCGCCUCGAUCACCGACAAGUGCCGCGUGAAGAACAAGGAUAUCCGCAAGUUCCUUGACGGUGUCUACAUCUCGGAGCGCACCAACGUUGUCCAGGAGGAAUCAAAGGACGUUGCAAUUGUCGUUCUUCCCACCUGUUCUUGUAUUAUCACCACCAAAACGUACGGCAACAUGUCGUCAAAUCCCGAACUUUUCCCGUCCCUUGGCGAUGUUGCGGACCGCACCGACGCGUCCAACGGCGUUGAGGGCGAGGAGCUCACGGACAUGCAGACCGUCGAGUCGCUGUGUAUGCGCUGUCACGACCAGGGCACGACCCGCCUUCUCCUCACCACCAUCCCUUACUUUAAGGAGAUUAUUGUCUCGUCAUUCUACUGCGAGCACUGUGGCUUCCGCGACACUGAGAUCCAGUCGGCUGGCGAGAUCCAGCCCAAGGGCUGCACCUUUACCGUCCACAUGCUCUCGCGCGAGGACCUCGGCCGCCAGCUCGUGAAGUCGAACUGGGCGACCGUCACCAUCCCCGAGUUCCAGCUCACCAUCCCUCCUGGCCGUGGCCAGCUGACGACUGUCGAGGGCCUCAUCCGCGACACGGUCCGUGACCUCGCCAUUGAGCAGCCCGUUCGCCGCAUUGUCGACCCCGAGACUGCUGCCAAGAUUGACGCGCUCCUCAAGCCCCUCCGCGACAUUCUCGACAUUGACGAGAGCGACGAGGAUGGAGCUGCCGGCCGCGACGGCGACACCGAGGUCAUGGUCGAGCAGGACCGCGACACCGGACGCCCCUUUGUCCCCUUCUCCAUCCAGGUCGACGACCCUUCAGGCAACUCGUACCUCGCCUUCAAGGAGUCGCCUGCCGACCCCCAGUGGAACCUCCGCGCGUACAACCGUACCAACGAGCAGAACGUCAAGCUCGGCCUUGUCGCCGAGGGUGCCGAGACCACCGAGGCGGAGAAGCUCGAGUCGGCCGCCGCUGCCACCGACGCCAUGCACCGCGCUCGCGCCGUCAAGCCCGAGGACGGCUCGACUGUCCCCGAGGAGGUCUUCUCGUUCCCCUCUACCUGCAUGUCGUGCGGUCACGAGCAGGAGACUCUUAUGAAGCCCAUCAACAUUCCUUACUUCAAGGACGUCAUCAUCAUGUCGACCAACUGUUACGCAUGUGGUUACCGUGACGUCGAGGUCAAGUCGGGCGGCAAGAUCUCCGAGAAGGGCAAGCGCAUCACCCUCAAGGUCGAGGCCGGUGACGAGGACGCUCUCUCGCGUGACAUGCUCAAGUCGGACACUUGCGGUCUUGAGAUUCCCGAGAUUGACCUCGCCCUCCAGCCGGGCACCCUGGGCGGUCGCUUCACCACCCUCGAGGGUAUCCUCAACGAGAUUUACGACGAGCUCUCCACCAAGGUCUUCCGCACUGGUGACUCGGCCACUGCCGGUGUCGGCCAGAUUGGCCGCGAGGACCCCGAGGCCCGCGGCUUCGCCGACUUCCUCCAGGGCCUCAAGGACGUCAUGGCCGUCAAGCGUGACUUCACCUUGAUCCUCGACGACCCCGUCGCCAACUCGUACCUCCAGAACCUCAACGCUCCCGAGCCCGACCCGGACAUGGAGAUUGACGAGUACGAGCGCACCAAGGAGCAGAACGACGACCUCGGUAUCUCGGACAUGGUCCUCGAGGGCUACAACGAGGAGGCCGAGGGUGCCCCCACCGCCCUGGAGGCGAAGACCGAGUAG